GUCUUCGGUAAAACCGUCGAAUUUCCACUAAUUUCGAGCCGAAACAUAACUGGCGUUUUCAACAGAAGACAUUUGGAAUGUCAAGUUCUUGAAAAUCUACGCCUAUUGGGUGUGUAACGAUAGGAUACUCGACACAUUGACGGGGAAUUCCCAGUGCGUAGCUGCAUGUCGUAGCUAUGCCACGUCAAAAACAAUCCAAACCUAAACGUCUCGAAGAGCAAAGAGCAAAGGUCACAGGUCUGAUCCAAGAUAAGGAUGAAGUUAAGUCAGGUAACGGGAAAGAUGAUGUUGAAAAACCUGCAAAAAAAGCCAGGUUGGACAUGGGUAAAAAGACUAACAAAAGGAAAGCUAAGAAAAGCGAGUCGGUGAGAACAACAAGAUGCAAAGCUGUUAAAAAGAGACUUAAAUUAAAAUUAAAAGAACGGACACAGCCACAGAGAAUUGCAGUGACUGCUAGGAACAAUGAAAAAUUGUCAAAUAAAUCGCAGGGAUCGACCAAAAGUGAGGUGGCAACUGUUGAUGAUGAUUCAGUUAUCGAUAAAUAUGACUUGAUUAAAUCUCAUAACUCUAGAUCUGCCAAGCUGUCAAAAACUAAGGAUAGUCCAGUUAAAACAACAGAGCAGAGUCCUCCGGCACCAUCACUUGAGAGACAUAGGUCCAUGAGAGAAUGUAGGGUUGGGAAUAAUUCUGAUACUGAAAUGCCCAUCCUAGAGCCAGUUGAUGCUGAAAAGAAAGAUGCAGAGAACUCUAUGAAGGGUGUAAAAGAGGAGCAUGUUGAAGGGGGGAAAACAACUACAGAAAAUAUGACUGCACAUGAAGCAUUGUCCAGAAAGUUUGCUUUAGAGGCAUUGCUGCAGAUAACACACACUGAACUGCAUACUUUGUCUGCACAAGAGCAAGAGGAACAGUUGUCACGCCAACGCAUUGCUCAUCGUCAACAACAUUUGUUGCAACAACGACAACUGAUGAUUCAACAACACCAACACCAACAGCAGCAGCAGCAGCAGCAACAACAACAACAACAACAUCAGCAAAACAUGCAGCAAGAGGAACACGUUUGUGGCAACGUGGAGGAAAAUGCUGAAUCAGAAAAUUCAGCUGCUACAGGUAGAUCAUUUGUGAAAGUCUCUGAUAGUGAUAAAGGUAUUGUGAAAUACCAACUGAAAUCAGAAACUCUGGAGGAGCAAGGGUUAAAACUUGUGUAUACUGCACAAACAGGUGAUCAAAUCGAACACAAUCCAAUAAGCUAUGGAGCUUAUCGACCAAGAAAAUCAAGUAAGCCAUUGGAUCCAAUGAGAGAGGUGCUGAAAAAAGACAACAAACCACCUAAAAAACCAGGCAGACACAUUUGUCAGUUUUGUGGGAGAGGAUGUGCUAAGCCAAGUGUUCUAAAGAAGCAUAUUCGCUCUCACACAAAUGAGAGACCUUAUCCUUGUAAUAUAUGUGGGUUUGCCUUCAAGACAAAAAGCAACUUGUACAAACACAAGAAGUCACAUGCACAUGCAAUCAAGGCUGGACUUGCACCAAACUUGGAUGAAGCUACUAAAAUAAUUGAUUACCCUGACAACAUUGAUGAUUCAGAUGGAAGCAGUGACGACGAAGAUGAUAGUGGCACUGAAGGUAGUCCGGAAAGUAGUCAUUCACAUUCACAACUGAGACGAUCUGAAUGUGAAUAUGAUGACCAAGUGUGUGAGAAUCUUAUCUCAUCAAGUCCGUCUUACAGACACUAUGUUCCUGCUCAUUGUAUUCCAGAACGUGCAGUUCCUGUCUAUCUCAUGCCUGUAGCCAUGCAACAGGAUGGAAAAUUUAUAUAUGAUACAAGUAUUCCAAGUAUAAUGGGAAAGGAAAGGAAUGAUGAUGUUAGGACAGGUAUGAUGCAAAGAUGUUAUCCUUCGCAAGCUGUUGUUCCUAAUGUGAAAUAUUCUGAUGUUGUGAUGACCAAACAGAAUGAAGGUUCAACUGAAGUUCAAAAAGAGAACCCUGAAACCACACAAGAAACAAAAGAAUGUGAUGAUGUUUCUGAGAAUCAUGAAUCUGAACAGCCUUUAUCAUCCUCUGAUAGGGGUUCUUUUCAUCAUGAGAACGUUGCUGGAUUUCAAAUUGAUAUGCAAACUGGUAAAGCAGUGCCUGUGACCCAUAAUCUUACUCCCCAGCCUACCUUACCUACAGCUGGAAAACUCAGUACAUCAGAGGUUUCCAGUCCAGGAUCAGGUGUUGCCACACCCACAACCCCAAAAAGUAUUGAUAGACAAAGCCUUCAUGAGCGGAUUAAGCGGUUAAUCUCACAGAAUGAAGCAAUUGUGGAUAAUCCAAUGUUAGAAAGUGUCAAACCUCGUAGAAUGUCUGGUCCAAGAAGAGAAAGCACUGACAACAUAAUUAUAACCACUGAACGUGGAGACGGAACUGUUUCAGUGACAACAAAAGGGAAGAGCAGAACUGGUGAAAAUGCUGUGAAAGAUGGGAGAAGUUUCAGUUCAGAGUCUCCUUUGUCGUCAAUUAAGGAAGGCAAACCAAAGAAGGAAAGGAAGAAAAGAGAGAGAAAGCCUAAAGUUGCUGAGCCUGUUUUGCCAGUAACUCCUCUCUUUGACAGCAAACUUGCUGAAGAGAUGCAAAGACAUAUGUCAGAGGCAUUAAUGCCUGGAAAGAAAGAUGUCAUCAGGAGCAUAUUAAUGCAAGGAAGGGAAGAGCCCUCACCACAGGCUUUUGUUCCGCCUAUUGCUGCUGUUCCAGAGUCAAACACAAUACAUGAACAAAUGCAACUGCAUCAUAAUUUACAACCAACAAGUACGAUUCAAGUGAUGGAUCAAGAACAUCAAAGUAACACUCUGAUUAUUUCUCCACAAGAACAUUAUUCUACAAUUUCCCAGGAAGGUGAAUUUCACCAAUCUAACUUGCCUUCUCCUGGAAGAGAAACUAAAAAGAUUAAAAAACAAAGGCGGUCACGUAAGGAGAAAAAACAUGCAGUGGACAUUUCACCAGUCAGUGAAAUAGCAAAAAAUGCAUCUGAUCAUUUUCAAGAAGCACAUCUUGAAUUGUUGGUCAAGGUUAAAAAUAGAGCAGGACAGAAUAUUGCGGCAAAAUCUUCAGCUCAGGAAAUCUCAGUGAUUCAGCAUACUAAUACCGCUCUUACAAAGAACUCUGAUUAUUCCAUAUCAACUGAAAAUCCCUUACAUAUUGAUCCAGAAUCUUCAGCGACUAUUAAACCAUCCUCCACAAGUAGUGCCUACUUGCAGCCUGUUGAUAGUACAGUGCAGGAAAGUUCACCAUCAGCUUUGCCAAUAUUGAAAUUAUAUGAAAUGGCAGGAACUAAGAUAGAAAAGGCUAAUCAUGUCAAAUGCACGAAACAUUCUGAAAGUUUACUGGUUCCUGAACACAAAGCCUCUGUAUCUGAAAAUAAUACAGAGGUUGCAUCAAAGGAGUGUUCAUUGGAGAUUCACUCCAAGCAGAAAUUGUCAGACGAGUUCAAUAAACAUAAAAUAUGUUCUGAGGCUGAACCUUUAAUUACAGACUACUCCAGAUUACAACCUUUAAAUAUCUCAAAACCUUCUCUAUCGUCUGAAACCAUUACAGUAACAAGCCUAUCUUGGUCAGGCAUCACAAAUUAUUCAACUGCACAGAUGCAAGUGCAGUCACCUAAAAUUACUGACUAUUCACAAAUUCCUCCACUUCCUGAAGAUUUUGUUUAUAAACUUUCAUAUAAGCCACCUAUGGUCAGUUGUUCUUCACCUUUGACAUCAAGAGGAUUGAAACGCAGCAUAUCACUAGAGUCAACAUUGGCGCCAACACAGAAAAUAAGGUCCAAAUUGGAAAUUCCAGUUUCUUCUGCACUUGCUAAAGAGUUGUCAGCAUCGUCACAUCUUGCAUUGUCAUCGGUAGUGUCAUCCCCUUCAAUUCCAAUCCCAUUAGUUGUUUCACCUCGACAAUUGUCAAGCAGUCAGGGCAUAGCAGCUUCAACGAUAUCACCUACAAAUGUUAUUUCAGGACAAAUACUUAGCAUAUCCCCUGUAAAACCUGCUUCACCAUUAGGAGGGCCUGUGCCACCUAAACUACUAGUUCUCAGACCUAGCGAACCUAUUUCAGUAACUGCACAGAAAGUUGUUAUGCCUGGAACGCCAGUUGGAGCGAUUGUACUUGCUCAUGUUCCAUAUACUAAUUCUCCUGCUACAUUGGAAGCCAUGUCACAUGUAACAUUCUGCUGUUUACAGAGGCCACAGCCAAUGUAUGUUGUACAAGGAGCUAACCAUGCCAUCUCAAUGUACUCAAAUUGGAGAGUCAGUCAUCAAAACACUAAUCCUUUAGGGAUGCCAACGAAGGUCCUUUUGUCACUGUAUAACACAUCAAAACGAAGACGGAAUGGACCUUUCUAUGUCAGUGCAGCAAUCACACCAAAGGGUGUUGGGAAUUUGACUCAUUCAAGCCUUUGGAACUAUGAUUAUAAUGUCAAGAGCCUGGAACAAACUGUCAAAACAGAAGUUAAAACUACCAGCACUACUCCAACGUCAGACAUUGACAAUUCUGAAAACAAAGAGGAACCUCAUACUAAGGACCAUUAUACCAAAGAAUCCUUGAUGCAAGAACUCAUUGAACAAAAAAUUAAGGAAAGGAAAAUGAAGGAGUUGAUUGAAAAAACAGAGCCUAGUCGAAUACCCAUUUUCAGAGGUGGCUACAAAUCAAAUGAGGAAUACAUCUAUGUCAGAGGCAGAGGGCGUGGGAAAUAUGUUUGCGAAGAGUGUGGGAUCAGAUGCAAGAAACCUAGCAUGUUAAAGAAACACAUUCGGACCCAUACUGAUCUGAGACCUUAUCACUGUAACUUCUGUAACUUUUCCUUCAAGACGAAGGGCAACCUAACUAAACAUAUGAAGUCCAAAGCUCACAACAAAAAGUGCCUUGAAAAUGGUGUAACUGUCACAGAAGUGGACGGAGAAGCAGUGUAUGAUGACCGUGUCAUUUCCAGACUAAGUCUGUCUGAUGAUAAAAUUGAGGACCAUCAGUUCUCGGAUGAUGAUGAUGAAGGUACUGAUUCUGCAGAAUCUGAUUCGGAUGGUGAACACGAUGACAACUAUUCAGAACAACCAAUGGAAAUUGACUCCUCUUCAUCUGAUUCAUUAUCGGCUAAACUCAAAAUUGAUCAUGAACCAACCCAUGUUGCUAUGGCUAAGCCAGAUGGAUCUGAUCCUGAUAUCAAGGAACUAACAAUUAAUCCAUCAUGUGAAUAUACUGCACCAUGUUCUCAGAUUACGCCAACUUUGGAGCAGUCUAUAGCCACAACUAAAAUUGUAGCUGGGCAUAACUUUGGACAAGUGCAGAUGCAGAUGCCAUUAAUGGCACUAAGCACAGAUGCUGUUCAUGAUAUUGGAGAAAUAAAAAUACCAGGAGCAAUUGAUAAUACCAAAAAAGACAGUGGCAGACUAUGUGACUUGAUUGUUGCAUUAAAAACUAGGACUAAAACUCCUGAAAAACAACCUGGGGACAAAGAAGCACUGCCAGAAGCCGACAAGGAGCCAGUGAAAGAACGAAAACUUACAAAGUCUGAAGUUGUUGGGAAGCUUUCUCAGCAUCUCAGCAACAAAUAUCAACAAAAUUUACAAAAACAAAUGGCUGAUAGACAGAUGAUUCAACAACUACUUCAGCAAAAACAGCAACAGGAUCCUUCUCUGAGUGAUACAAGGUGGCUAACAAACUUUACAAGCUCUGGCUACUCAUCUACAGCAGUGGUGCUGACGCCACAAAAAGGUUCAAAUGCAUCAGCAAAUCCUCUUCCAAUUCUAGAUAAAUAUGGGCACAUUACCCCUCCUUUACCUUAUCUAUCUAAUAUGUAUGCUUACAGAGUUUCCACAAGAGUUAAUGACUCAACAUUUGGUCAAUCACAGAUUGAAUCAGAACUUAUACAACCAACACCAGUUACCGUGUUGCCAGAAGCAAUGUCUACGAUUACAUUGCCUUCUGUAGUUACUUCAACCGUAUUUCCUUCAACUGAAGAAAAUAAUCCUGACAUUAAAAACAGCGUAAGCUCAAGUGCGGUAAAAUCUCAACUCUCGAUGCCCAUGGCAUCUCUCAGUAAUUUUGCACUUUUCCCAACCAGCAGUGGAUUGUCAUCACAGUCAGCAUCAGAUCACUCAAAGAUGUUGUACACUUCAGCAUCUGGGACACAAACAACUUUGGUAUCAAGUGCAACUGUGGCUAUAGGCACCAGUAAUCUUAAGCUGAAGAUACCAUCUCCUGCUGCUAAUGUGGAUGGGGGGAUUAUGAAAACAGGAGGCUCGACAAUUACAUCCCUUUUGAACUUGCCUGUUGCUCCAGUUCUCUCGUCAGUUCCACAGUUACCACACAGCAUGAAAUUGAAAUCUCCUUUGCAAACUAUCUCAUCAGUUUGUGUUAAUCCAGUCAGUUCAGUUACACAGACACCCAGUUCUGUGUCCGGGUUUCUUCCCAGCAUGUCAAAAGUAAUUGUACAACCUGUCAACACUAGCUCAGAUGCUACUCAAUCACUUGGCAUUGGAUCAACCACUGUAGCACAUUCCAGCUUCUCACCAUCAUCUUUCAGUUUCUCAGAAGCAUCAAAGCCGGUAAAUUAUCCCCACACACUGUUUAACUUAACACAAACCAGCACAACAGCAACACCUCAAUUCAGCAUCCCACAGCCUGUGUUCAGCUUCUCUAGAUCGGCAACCAACAUUUCACAACCAACAUUUAGAAUAACUGGAGUCAACACAUCAAGCAGUACUCUACAGUCCUUACUCAGUGUUGCUGGGAUGAAUGCACCAGUGCCUCAAAGCAGUUUCGCACAAUCUAUGCUGAGUUUUACUGGUAUAUCCACACAAGCAAACAUUCCCCCAUCUCUAUUAACCUUGAGUGGGAAUGGAACUAAUUUCAAACCCAACAAUGUAUCAACACAUAAUCCACCGGUUAUGACACCAACUGGAUUUUCCAUUCCCAGUUCCUCCCCAAGGCUGUUUCCUCAUGGUGAAGUUCCAUUGGCACCAGCAUCACCAGUUAUCUCAUCACCUCGGCCCAGAUCUCGUAGGAAAAGUUCUACAAAAGAAGAACAAAGGAAAAGUGCAUCUCCAGAAAUUGUGGGUGGAUCACUUUAUCACAUGAUCCCUGAACGUGGGAGAGUGACUGUUAAGAUGGAGCAUGCAGACAUAGAUGCUCGUAUUCACCAUGAAACUAUCGCUCAAUUAAGAAUUCCAAAUAUGUCACCACAUUUGGAAAGCACUCUGGGAGCCAAUGAGCUGUCACCAGCAAGUUCUGUUAAUAUGCCACCUGUUAAUCCAACUUCACAAGCAUCAGUGAGGUCAAAGGUCCCACCUCCACAGUGUGAGCCAAUAUCAGACGAUGAAGUAUUUGAUGAAAACAAUGAUGGAUAUACUCCAAAAGAAAACAAAUUGCAGGAAAUUAAUUACACCUCCAAAGUUAGAACAUCACCAAAUCAAACCAAGUCUUUGCCGGCAACUACCCAAGUAGCUUCUGCCAUGCCUGUGAAAAAAUUGUUUACCACUGGAUCUAUGUCUGUUAUCCCACCUCAUGUACCUCUAACAACGGAUCCAAGAAUGGUACAACCACUGCAUUUUUCCAGUUUACCUCACUCAUGUUCUAUUAAACAGUUACUGUUGUCACGACCUCCACCUCGUCAACUGAGCCCGGAGGAAGCAUUACCAGGACGCUUCCCAAGUACAAGUCAUCAGGCAGAGGCUAUGUCUGCUGGACAAUCAGUGCAUGGAUUUGGAUACCCUAGAAUGUUUGGAUCUGAUAAAGGGGGAAAUUUCUCAACAAUGCCACGAACAUCAUCACCAAAACUGCAUGUUGCAGAAACAGACGAAUCGUCAAAGGAUACUCCUGCAAACAGUGGACUUAAAUGCAAUGUCUGUUUUCGGGACUUCUUGAAGCCAAGUCAGCUUCGGAUUCAUAUGAGAAUACAUGCUGAUGACCGACCUUUCACUUGUCGGGAAUGCUGCAUUUCAUUUCGUACAAAAGGUCAUUUACAGAAACAUGAACGAUCGCAGUCUCACUUGUCAAAAGUGGAAGCUGUGGAAUUGCCUUCAUCGGAUUGUCAGGACCCAAGACCCUUCAAAUGCAAAGAAUGUACAAUUGCUUUCAGAAUCCCAGGACACUUGGCUAAACAUCUACGAUCCAAGUUACAUUUGAAUGCUUUAGAUAGACAAGGAAAGGGUAAUACAAAACUAGACGAGGAUGAUGACGAUAAAAGUCACUGUUCAGAUUCAGAUUUAUUGGUGUUGAGUCCGGGAGAAUAUUCGGACAAAUCGAUUAUUAGUCCCGAAAUUGAGUUUGUAGAAAGUAGGACAGAAAUAGCACGUUCCAGCAUCAGUAGUGAAAAAACAGAGACUGAUGAAGUGAAAUGUGAGACAGAUAAGGAGAGCCAGGCAAGUCAUGAGAAAUUAGUUAAUGAAAGUGUGCCUUCUGCUGUGCCUAGUCCUACUGCAGUGCAGCACCAAGAAAAACAUUCAACAGUCUCUCAGAGACCUGCUAAUACCUAAGCUAUAUAAAUAGUGCCUGCCAUUGCAGCUGUGUGUUUUAAAACUCUGUGCAUUUCUAAAUUACCUUAUAAUUGAUUGAUUUUGCUUGAUGACAUUUUCUCUACGAGUUCAAUCAGUUGCUUUUGUAUACUCAACGUGGUAAAGAAAAGAGAAUUUUUCCAGAUAGAAUUUUUUUUAUUUAACACAGAAUAUGGUUUUAAAUAUCAGAUGUAUAGCAAUGUCGCUUAAUUCCUCUUAGCUGAUCUUGCAUUCUUAGGUUCAUUGUAACUUUUGAAUGAUACUCCCACCACGCAAAAUUUCACAGGAAGCAACUUUGCUAUUUUCUCCAAAAAAGGUUAAAGGAAAAGUCAAGUCUAACAACUUAAUAA
Molecule: messenger RNA, 8863 nt
Organism: Saccoglossus kowalevskii
Lineage: Eukaryota; Metazoa; Hemichordata; Enteropneusta; Harrimaniidae
Product: human immunodeficiency virus enhancer binding protein
Biological process (GO): regulation of transcription by RNA polymerase II
Cellular component (GO): nucleus
Molecular function (GO): RNA polymerase II cis-regulatory region sequence-specific DNA binding; zinc ion binding; DNA-binding transcription factor activity, RNA polymerase II-specific
Source: RefSeq, marked provisional